This is a messenger RNA of Aureobasidium pullulans EXF-150, 5662 nucleotides long. RefSeq lists its product as uncharacterized. Bases 368 to 5326 code for a protein of 1652 amino acids. Lineage: Eukaryota; Fungi; Ascomycota; Dothideomycetes; Dothideales; Saccotheciaceae. The transcript has a single exon. Gene Ontology annotation, molecular function: protein binding. The record is from RefSeq and is a predicted model, not a curated record.
GUUGAUCUCUUGUAAUCCUCGCCCAUCACCUCGACCACUCCGAUUACUUCGAGCUAGCGAAUCACAGCUUCAUAGCUACCGAUAACAGGAACUACAGCACUCGCGACCACCAGAUCCGACAGCAAAUCGAAGCCGAAACAGCAGUCGCCACCCACACAGCUCUCGUUCUCUCCGUUUCCACACAAAACAAAUCGCCUUCGCCGCUGUCGCAAGAAACAACAACUUCAUCUGAUCAACAAGAACCGUCCACCGGUUCCUUUCCCCCCUCCCUCUCUCCAGUCGGCACUGCCUAUACACCUUUAAACACGCCUUGAUCCGCUGUGGUCAUCGCGAGGUGUCGCAGAGCCAGACCAUUCAAUCCCGGCACAUGAGCAGCCACCUGUGGAAGUACUACCUUCAAGAUGAUGUCGACCGAUUUCGACAUUUACUCGAGACGGCCUCGUACAAUGUCCGUCCACACCAACACAGGGCACAAUCCAUGCAGUCUCCCGCUGCCGUAAGCUCGAGUCCGGGUACCCUGAGUACCUCGCCUACACUUACGGCAAAGGCUCGAAAGCCUUCACACUUCUCGCCACAUGCAGGAAAUGUCCCACCGCUUACUCGAGCCGACAUCAACUGGCGCGAUGCCAACGGAAUGACCUUACUUCACCAUGCCGCCUCUUCGACCUCCGAGAACGCUCUGGAAUUUGCACAGGCUCUUGUCGAGCAUCCCCUGAUCGAUCUGUAUCUGCAAGACACCGAGAACUCAUGGACCGCCCUACAUCGCGCGUUCUACUUCGGCAACAUCACCAUCGCUCGCGCCAUUAUCGAGCGCGAUACAUCAGAUGCUCUUGGAAGAGGAAUAGGAGGAGGCUUGGUCAAAAUCAAGGAUCGUGAGGGACUUGGUCCGUUGGAUUUAUACUCUGCGACAAUCAAGGAUAGAACUUUGCGACCGGAGGGCCAAGGACGUCCUAGGGCUGGAUCUGAUGCCAGUGAAGAGGAGGCUGACAUAUCUGAUGAACAAGAGGCUAGGACACGAGUUAUCGAGUUCGCGACAAACAUUUCUGGUGAUGAGGUCUACACUUUUGGAAGCAACAAGAACAUUACCCUUGGAUUCGGAGAUGAGGAUGACCGACAAUACCCAGAGCGCAUUACUUUGAAACGUCCGGAUCAUUUGCUACAACGCUUCUACCGCGAAUAUGUCAGAGACUAUGAGAAGACUUGGGCAACAUUCGAUCCUGUCAUCACGCAAACUGGCCACUCAGCUCUUCCACGCUCCUUGCCUGUCGAAUCGAUGCCUUGGGUGGUCAAGAAUAGACCUCUGAUUAUCCAAGACGUCUUCAUGGCCAAACUGUCAACAGCAGUCUUGACUACCGAUCCAGAGUCAAACCUUUACAUGUGUGGUCACGGACCUGGUGGCCGACUUGGUACUGGAGACGAACAAUCCCGCUUCAGAUUCGUCUGCAUUGAGAAUGGCGCUCUUUCUCGCAAAGGGAUUGCGACCGUAGCGCUCGGUCAGAAUCAUACUUUGGCUGUCGAUGCUCGUGGAGAGGUCUUUUCCUGGGGUAGUAACUUGUAUGGCCAACUCGGAUAUUCCCUUCCGAAAACUGGCAUCACAGAUGAGGACCCCGUCAGUUGCGUACCAGCGCAGAUCUUUGGACCCCUGAAGCGAGAGAUUGUCAUUGGUGUCGCAGCUUCACGCAUCCACUCGGUCGCAUACACUUCUACAUCUUUGUACACUUUCGGCAAGAACGAAGGCCAGCUUGGCAUUGUCGAUUCGGAUGCACGAUCGCUCGAGUACCAAAUCACCCCUCGCAAGGUUGCAGCUUCUCGAUUUGCUGCUCCCAUUGUCUCGGCUGUAGCCAUCGACCGAGCUACCAUCUGUCUGCUGGAGAAUCAUGACGUCUGGGUCUUCGCCAACUACGGAUACGCUAAGAUCCAGUUCCCUCUCGAUGGCUCAAGCAGUUUUCUGAAGGAUAGCUUCCGAGUUACCAGAUACGAUGACACUGUCAAUCACAUCAGCAAGAUCACGGCUGGUGGAGACACGAUUUGUGCCAUGUCAAGCAGCGGAGAGGUCUACACCUUAUCAGUCAGCCAAAGACAAGAUCAGGCCAACGCAUCCACUACCAAUCCGACCAAGAUUCGAGGUGCCCUUUCUGCGCCGCAAGAGAUUUGGUCCUUGAAGAAAAACAACAUGGCCGCUCGCGAUGUUGGUGUAGAUGCUGACGGAUCAAUCAUCUUGACCACCGAAGAAGGCAGUGUCUGGAAGCGAUCAAGAAGAACCAAGAUUAAGGACGGAAAGUCCAUGGAUGCUGUUCAGUACAAGCCAAAGGAUUACAAGUUCUCUCGUAUCGCUGGACUGUCUCGUGUCACGGCAGUACGAUCUUCAGCGUACGGCGCAUAUGCUGCUGUUCGCAGAGACUGCGAUGUCACCAAAACACAGACUUUAGUUGAAGAAAAGACCAUUUGGAAAGAUCUGUUUCCUCUUCUUUGCUUCCACGAUCUUCCUGUCCAUGAAGACGAAUCUGACAGCGAGAGCGAGGAGCCACAACCACGCUUCUGGCAAGGUCGCAAGAAGCCAGAUGAAGUGCAACUCCUCCGCAAACAACUGCUUGAAUCGAAGGACAUUGAAAAGGACCUUGAGGAACAUUUGCGGCAAACGUCAAAUGAGGACUUUGCCGAGUUCGACGCCAUCAUUGGGACCAACGUGUCUGAGUUGCGCUUCCCCGCUCAUCAAUUCAUCCUUGCAGGACGAAGCAGAAUUUUGAGAAACGGCUUCCAGUCACUCAAAGACGAUAGCGUCUUCAGCGUGCCUGAGUUGAUGACCUGCGAGCACGACUCUGUCGGCCGACCUGUUAUAAUCUUCCAGGGACUCGACAUAUUGACUCUUGUCGACUUCUUGCUUUACUGCUACACUGAUACUAUUGUCGACUUCUGGCAUCACACUAGACACUCACCCAAGAUGGCCUUCAGAUACAGACAAGUCCGCACUGAAUUGAUGAAGAUCGCUGCGAAGCUUGAGCUUCUCAAAUUGGAGCCUGCAGUCAGACAGAUGAUUGAGCCAGAGCAGUGUCUGCACAUGGAUCUGGACAUUGCUGCUAGAGACCAAGGCUACUUUGCCAAUGGAGAUAUCAGAGUUCAGCUUGUUGACGAUGAAGUCCUUGUUCAUGGAUCUAUGGUCUGCCAGAGAUGUCCUUUCUUCGAAGGCAUGUUCAUGGGGCGCGCUGGUGGUCGAUGGCUUGAAGAAAGACGUGGAAUGCUACAGAACGCCUCUGAUGCUGUGGACGUCGACCUUCAGCAUAUCGAGUCAAAUAUUUUCCGUAUGGUCAUUCGCCAUAUUUAUACAGACGCUGGUGAGGAGCUCUUCGACGACAUUGUUAGUGCGGACCUAGAUGAGUUCCUUGAUGUUGUCAUGGAAGUCAUGGCUGUUGCGAACGAGCUCAUGCUUGAUCGCCUCUCACAAGUCUGUCAAAGGGUCGUUGGUCAGCACGUCACAACUCGCAAUGUAUGCGGUCUACUCAAUGCUAUCGCACCCAGCUCAGUGACCGAGUUCAAGGACGCAGGUCUUGAGUACCUGUGUCUGAGUUUGGAAGGCAUGCUUCAGGGAGGACUUCUCGAUGAGCUCGACGAAGAUUUGCUGCUAGAGCUGGACGACAUCGUUCGCGAUAAUCAGCUCGCUCUUAUGCCAUUCGCAAAGAGUGGCCGCGCUGAAGCCAUGCUUCAUGAACGUCAUCCUGAGCUCGCAGCUCUGAUUGACCGCGACCGUCAGAUCAAGCUUGACUCUAUCAUGCUACACACCAAGCAUCAAGACAUUGAUGGCUGGGGUCCUAACUCCUUCCGAGGAGGCAGCAUUGAGGACAGUGGACAUGCAAAACAAAAGGCACGGAGGAAGUCCAAGGAUGCACAAUCAGCCGCGAUUGAAUCUGCUCCCAAGGGUAAAGCCGUGUCAUCUCUGGGUACGAGUAUCGAAGAAGGAUCUGCAUUGGACUUUGGUGGAACGAAGGUCAGAGCAGAAUCAGACUUGGAGACAGCUCUGCGCAGAGAUACUGCGGUCGGCACCCCUACUGAUUCGUUGCUGGACCCUAAAGGUAAGGCGGCCACGCCUCAUGCUGGCACUCCCAAGCAAGGUGGCUUUGGCUCGACUAUGACGCCCGCAACACCUGCGAGUGCAUCCAGUGUACCUUGGGCAGCUACACCUUCGCCUGGCGCCAAGCUGGAGAUGAAGGAUAUCAUGGCACAGGCGUCUUCAAGCCGUGUCUCCAACCUUUCCCUAGGCAUUGCAGCAAGUCGAGAGAAGGCUUCAGAGGAUGCUUCAGCUGCAAGAGCUGCUGCGAAGAUGUCACAGAAGGAGCGCAAGAAAAUGCAACAGGCACAACAGUCCGCUGUCGUGGAGAUUGAAGAAAAGAUUGCCGCAAAGGUCGCCUCGCCAUGGCAAGUGGUAUCUGGACAGAAGAUCCCAUCUCUGAAAGACGUCAUUGGCGACAAGCCUGCGUCUCCCGGUCCAUCAGGCAGACCGCCGCCCACUCCUCGUACCAGCACCACGCCACAAUUGACCAUGCGUCAGACAAUUGCCAAUCCGAAGCCAUCAUCCAAGCCUGCUGCCGCUAUUGCCGCUUCACCCAAGAACAUCGGUCCUGGCUCACCUAUCGUCUUAAAUCAGCCAUCUCCAAGACUCGGUCCUCAACGCGCUCCCUCAAACCAGGUCAGCGGAAAGUCCCCGGCCCCUGCAUCCCCUAGAAUACAAGCACAAGCUUCGCCUUUCGCACCAGCCAGACCAUCACCCACAUCCCGCCAGAGCCAACCUCAGCCUCAACGCAAGGCUUCUGCACAGCAAACAGCCGCCUCCACGUUGGCGCCUCCACCACCUCCAGAUCUCUCAUCUCAGUCUUUCCCUUCCAUCCAGUCAAUCGUCCAUUCUCCGCGAGCAGCAGAACCCGCACUCCAAUUGUCUCUGCAAGAAAUCCUCGAACAGCAACAAUACGAAAAGGACAUUAUCAAAGAAGCUGCUGCGGCAAGAAGUCUUCAAGAGAUCCAAGCCGAGCAGGAGUUCCAAGAGUGGUGGGACAAGGAAGCCGCUAGGAUGAAGGAAGAUGAAGAAUUCGCUAGACUUAUCGCAGAGGGCAAGACGCCUGAGCAAGCUGGUAGGAAGAAGGGCGGAAAGGGAGGAGGCAAGCAAGCUGGACCCGAGAAGAAAAAGGGAGAACAAGCCGCACAGGACAAGAAGAAGACAGAACCUGCUGCAUCAAGCCAGCCACCUACUCAAGGCCAGUCUUCCAAGCCACGAGGUGGAAGAGGAAAAGGCAGAGGUGGCGCUGCUGCUCCUGCGGGAGCAAGUAGAGCUGGAUAAAUCCCUUACUGCAUCAUGACUACAUAUCUCUUUCGAAGCACAAUAUUGCUUCACAUACAUUGCAUUGUAUAUAUACCACUUCAUUAUAAAAUUCAUGUUCUUUCAAACCAAACGCUUGCCGAUCUUGACGUGUUCAUUCUUUGUUAGUGGAUUUCCUUUACUCGCAAGGUUGAGCUGAAAUCCAUCUUCUUGAAGCAAGCAUUGCUUGAUCCAAUGAAUGCCCAUCUCAGCCAGUACAAAAGAAGAUGACGAGAAAGGAGGUUUCUCCCGAGGAAAUGAAGUGGUGGUGGAGGUCGGCACUAUGACGUAAUCAGAUGUAGCAUAAGCAUAGAUGCG